Messenger RNA from Carassius auratus (goldfish), 5140 nucleotides. Its product is annotated as folliculin-interacting protein 1-like. Bases 454 to 3735 code for a protein of 1093 amino acids. The record is from RefSeq and is a predicted model, not a curated record. Gene Ontology annotation, cellular component: cytoplasm. Gene Ontology annotation, molecular function: protein-folding chaperone binding; ATPase inhibitor activity. The transcript has 18 exons. Lineage: Eukaryota; Metazoa; Chordata; Actinopteri; Cypriniformes; Cyprinidae.
GAUGCUGUGAGUUGAUGAGCAGUACACCAGCAGCUGCACUCCUUCACUGAGCAGAUACUGAGCCUGAGCUAUUAUUGUCCUCGCUGGACUCCCGUAGGCUCUGCUUCAGCGAGUUCACAAGAAUGCAGCCUGGAAACAUUCUCACCGCAUGCGUUCAGAAAUGACCCCUGCUAGCGGACAGGAAGUGCGUCAUGGUCUGGAUGCUUUCUUUAUGUAACGGCGGCUCGCUCCCGUCACGAUCAGACGCUGACCUCCGCUCGCAGGAGUCCGGAGGGGACGCGCUCACCUCUCUAUGCCCACAUCACACCGUCUUCAGUCUGCAUGUCUUUGUCCGGCGCUGUCCAGCUCGGCCUGGAGGUCACCUGACAGUCUAAUGUUGUUUAGUGAAUUUAGUUCAUUGCUAUUCUUAGCAGCGCUCUGUGCUGAGGACAAGCGAGCCGCGGGCUGGCGAGAAUGGGAAAGCAGAAGGGCACAAACGCUCUGAUGUCCAGCUGGUCGUCACCGGAGCUGGAGCCCUGUCAGAUCCGUCUCAUCGUCUACCAGGACUGCGAGCGGCGCGGCAGGAACGUCCUCUUCGACUCGGACGCCAGAAAGAGGAGCACAGAAGAUGCCCCGGUCACGAGGGUGUGUGGAGAGGCACAGGCGAAGAUGUUUGGGAAGUGUUGUCAGCUGAGGCCUGCGGGAGGCAGCUCCAGUUCUCUGGACAGCAGCUCGUCCUGCGCCUCUGAGCCCAAAGAACAAAACCGCUUCCAGGGCUCCUCUCGGUGCUCAUCAGACGCUAACAUGCUCGGAGAAAUGAUGUUCGGCUCGGUGGCCAUGAGCUACAAAGGCUCGACGCUGAAGAUCCACCAGAUGAGAUCUCCUCCGCAGCUGAUGCUCAGUAAAGUGUUUACAGCGAGGACGGGCGGCAGUGUCUACGGCAGCCUGAACACACUGCAGGACAGUUUAGAGUUCAUCAAUCAGGACUCCGGCGCGCCGCGGCCCGAGCAGAACAGCGCCGCCAGCAGCUUCCUGGGCAGCAUAGGUUUCUCUCAGCUCUGCAGCCCACGCCGUGCGCUCUCAGAGCAAGGCCCUCUCCGUCUCAUCAAGAGUGCCUCUUUCUUUUCAGGACACAGUAACCCCAUGGACAUGCCGGGCCGAGGACUGCAUGAUGAGAGAGACAGCGGCAUCGCACGCUCCGCAUCUUUAAGCAGCCUGUUGAUCACCCCGUUUCCGUCACCGGGCUCCUCUCUCACCAGCAGCUGUGCAAGUAGCUACCAGCGGCGCUGGUUGCGCAGCCAAACCACCAGCCUGGAGAACGGCGUCUUCCCUCGAUGGUCUGUGGAGGAGAGCUUCAACAUGUCUGAUGAGAACAGCGGGCCGACUCUGGGUGUCGCCAGGAAGAAGAAGAUCGCUAUCGGUGUCAUCUUCCUGCUCUCGCCCAACGAGGAAGAGAACGCCAAGUUCCAGGACUUUUUCUUCUCUCACUUUCCUCUCUUUGAGAGUCACAUGAACAAACUCAAAAGUGCCAUUGAGCAGGCUAUGAUACUGAGCCGCAGGUCAGCUGAUGCCAGCCAGAGAGCUUUGGCUUACAGUCGCAUGGUGGACGGCCUCAAUGAGUUCAGGACGACCAUCUGCAACCUGUACACCAUGCCACGUGUGUCUGAGCCCGUCUGGCUCACCAUGAUGUCCGGUCCACCUGAAAAGAACCAGCUUUGCGGCCAGUUCAUGAGGGAGCUGGCCCUGCUCAUGGAGCAAGCCUCUAAGAACCAAUUCCUCCCUGCACUUCUCACUGCGGUUCUCACUAACCAUCUCGCCUGGGUUCCCACGGUCAUGCCCAACGGCCAACCACCCUUAAAGAUCUUCCUGGAGAAGCACUCCUCACAGAGCGUAGACAUGCUGGCGAAAACACAUCCCUACAACCCACUUUGGGCACAGCUUGGUGACCUGUACGGGGCGAUCGGCUCACCUGUGCGUCUGUCCCGUACUGUGGUGGUUGGCAAACGACAGGAGCUGGUGCAGCGUCUUCUGUAUGUGCUGACCUACUUCAUCCGCUGCUCGGAGCUACUGGAAACACACCUGCUGGAGAGCGCCGAGGACGUGGCCAUCGUGAUGCCCGGCUCGCUCAUCACCACGUCGCUGCGCCCCGGAGAGGUGGAGGAGUCCGACUACGUGUUGGUCACCGUGCACAAGCCGAGCCAAGACUACCUGUCCCAGGGUGCCGAGGGAGAGGACGGCUACCCGUCUGAUGACAACAGCUUACAGAGCAGCACAUACAUGGACACAGAAGCCCCAGACGAGGACAAGCGUCUGCAUCCGGUGGACCAUUUCAGUGAUGUGCCUGUCUGCAGAGAAGCAGGGAGCCCUCGGCUCGAGACUCGACUGGAAACCGUGGUAAAAGUCAGCUCCAACUCGCCAUGCGAGAGAAGACCCUCGCUCGAGAUUCAAGGGGAUGUGCGACCCGAGGUGGAGUCUGGUGGCAUGCCCAUCAGGAUCUUCCAUUCAUCAGAUAUCCUCCUAGAAAAGAGCUUUGAUAACGAACCCUCCUCUAAAGUCACAUUCCUCAUCGGAGACUCAAUGUCUCCUGAAUCUGACAUGGAGAGUCGACAGCAAAAGGUGGAGGACGAGGUCAAGAAACACAAGAAGCUUCUCAAAGACAACCAGCACAAGCAGUGUAACGCCGAGGCUAAACUCCAAGUGGACCAAAUCAAGACCAACGACAGCAAGACUAGAACUAGAAAGACGUCUCAGAGGUGUCCGAAAGUGCAAGGCGACUGCAUGGACAUGUUUGACGAGUAUUUCAGCGAUGACAAUCCCGUGGAGACCAGGACUAUUGAUGAUGUCUAUCAAACUGAGAUGAAAGGCACAGGAAGCAGUGCUCCACGGUUAGACAAAGACGGCUGUGAGUGCGAGGCAGGAGACGUCAGCGCGGGAUGCUGUAAAACCUGCUGUUCUGCCGAGCAGGACAAGGGCAUCGAGAUGUCACUGAGUGUCCCUUCACAAGGCACCGUUGGGGAGAAGAAGACAGCAGUCCUGCUGAACGACUGGGAGAUCCCACGCAACGAGAGCUCGGACAGCGCGCUGGGGGACAGCGAGAGCGAGGACGCCGGACACGAGCUGCCCAGGCAAGAGCACGAUGGACCGUUUUAUACAGAAGAGCAGUCUGACUGGCAGGAUGAGCUCGAGGUGCCUUUACCCGGGGCGAAGCUGGUGGAGAACUACUCUAAACCAAGCAUUGCCAACUUUGGGAGGUCGCUCUUUGGAGGAUACUGUCCUGCGUACGUCCCAGACUUUGUUCUGCAUGGAGCCCCCAAUGAUGAGAAACUGAGGCAGAACCUGGUGUCGGAUCUGGCCCAUGCUGUGCAGCAUCCUGUGCUGGAUGAGCCGAUCGCGGAGGCCGUCUGCAUUAUCGCAGACACUGAUAAGUGGAGCGUGCAGGUGGCCAGCAGCCAGAGACGACCCUCCGACAAAUUGGGCAAAGAGGUGCUCGUGUCCAACCUCGUGUCCAACCUGCUCCAGUCCACCUACCAGCUCUACCGACUCAACCUGUCGCCAAACUUCUGCAUCAUGCAUCUGGAGGACCGGCUGCAGGAACUCUACUUCAAGAGCAAAAUGCUGGCCGAGUACUUAAAAGGACAGACCAGGGUGCAUGUGAAGGAGCUGGGCAUGGUGCUAGGGAUCGAGUCUAACGAUCUGCCCCUGCUAGCAGCCAUAGCGAGCACACACUCACCGUACGUGGCUCAGAUUCUCCUGUAGUCCACAUGGAGAGCGAGAGAGACUCCAUCCCUCCAGGUCCGGUCUGGCCGCGCAGGGGCCCCUCGAGGGCCCUGAGACCCCUGGAGCAGGGAGACCGUGAAGAUGAACGGUCUCAGGGUGAGCAGACUGCAGGACAGACGCUCUGCCGUUAGAUGACGGUCGAAACCCAGAGGUCCCCUGAAAGUGACCUGGGAAUAUCACUUUUCAACAGUGGACACACGGAGUGCAUUUUUUAAUUCCAUAAACCGUGUUUUGUUUUAUUUCUUGUUCCUUUACACAACGUAAGAAUGUAAAAGCCAAAGAAGAAAUACAAGCAGCCCCUGCGUACAAAUACUGAAGCUGUUCAUGACCCCUUCUUCCAGUAAAGACCGAGUUAUAAAAUCAGUUUUAUGAUUUUAAAUGAAUAUAUCUCGGACUGUUCUCAAUCGAUUGUGUCAGCGAGUGAUCAUGUAAUAUUCCUGUAUUUGUGUUUACAAGCGAACUUACCCAAAUGAGCUCUACCUCAAACCUUCAGUGUCACACACUCACACACACACAUCUAACAUGUGAAAUUAAACAUUUGAGGUAAAGUUUCAUUUUUGGUUUUCAGUCACCCAGUAAAGAUGAAACCAUGGCACAAUUUCUCACGAAAGAGCUCUGAGGAUUCAGUUUUUAUAUAUUUUUUUUUUUUUGGGCAGCGUCACUUUAGCCGCCACAGAAGUGUUUACCUGUCCUUCUGGAAAUGAUUAAGAGAUGCAUUUUUAUUUGAAUAGUCAUUUAGACGCAACAUUCUGUGUGAUGUGAUUUUUAAAAAAGGGAAUAAUUUGGUCAAGAGAAACACGAUGCUCACCAAUCAAUCACUAUAUUGGGAUUUGUGCUGGACCCUUUUUUAACACUGAUCCAGGGACAUUCAACAAUCAUCUUGUAUUUUCAGGAUUGAAAUGCUGACAUUUUUUCAUGUGUCGUCUUAGCUUGCAGACAGAUUGUUUACUGAUGGAAUAACAGAGAAAUGAGUCAAUCAGUUAAUGACUUACAAAGAUGUUUAUGAAUGGUUGGCUUGCUUUGUCUUUGGGUCAAACCACACAUCUAAGUCUUAAUCGACAAAAAGAAAAAAAAAACAAUCCACAGGCUUUGCAAGGUGUUGCAGGUUAUUUUAAUUGGUUAAAACAUGGAGGUGUUGCUUCGGUGGGAAACUUUUUGUAUUAAAAAAAAAAAAAAUCUGUAUCUAUUUGCCUCCAGAAUGUAUAUUUAUAUCUAAUUAUUUCUUUAUACAGAAAAACAUUUAAUUUAUUUACUUGGCAUGCAUUGGUAAAUGUUAGCUGUAUAUACUGCAUAGAUUUUCUUGGUGUAUUUGUACAUAAAGCCUCUCUUUGUUUCCCAGUUUUUAUGGGAAUAUUGUGCAAUAAAUAUGCCAACAUCACAAUUA